Prorocentrum cordatum is the source of this 549-nucleotide messenger RNA. Lineage: Eukaryota; Dinophyceae; Prorocentrales; Prorocentraceae. The record is from the annotation of a GenBank genome assembly.
AGGUGGGCUACCAGAUUCGCUUCAUCAACAAGUUCUCCGAGAACACCCGGCUGAUCUACGCCACCACGGCCAUUGUGCUCAGGCGACUGCACAGCGAGCCGACGCUGGACAGCAUCGGCUGCCUCAUCAUAGAUGAGGUGCACGAGAGGGACGUCUACACGGAUUUCUUGCUCCUGCUGAUCCGUGAGGCUAUACUCCAGGGGAGGAUGCCCCACAUGAAGAUCGUGCUGAUGAGUGCCACGCUCAAGGCCGAGGACUUCGCAGGAUACUUCCGCGAGGUGAACGGCAGCUCGGCCCUCAAGCCCGUGCACAUACCUGGGCGAAUGUUCCCGGUGUCCGACUAUUAUUGGGAGGACGCGUGCGAGUGGCUGGGCUACUGCCCGCCCGACAAGGGCGCGGGCAAGGGCGGCAAGGGCGGCCAGCGCCACGAGUCCAUGGCGGACAGGGAGCAGGCGGUGUACGACGCCAUCUCCCGGGACACCUCCGUCAAGACGCGGCCUGGCAAGGACCGGGCAGACGACUACAGCCCCAAGACGCUGCGGGCCGCGC